AUGUAUUCAAAUACACCUCCCGCGCCGCCUCCCAAGCCUGGGAGCCAUGAUGCCUCCCGUAUGGGCACCCCAGCGACGACGCAAUCGCCUCGACCGCCGCCUCCUAUCCCCGACCAGCACUCCAACCUGCCCGAAGCGAUGGGCGGUGCAACGGCCCAAGCACAGAUCACCCGGCCAGAGUCAAUACCAGAUCCCGGUGAUCAAUGGCUACCGAAGUUUCUACAGGACAAAUCAAAGCAAGAUCUCGCUGAUAUCCUCUCCUCACCGGCACUCCUCAAUGGCCUGACACACGCCUCCUCCACCAUCCACCCCUCCCUCUCCGCCUCGCACGAGGCGCUGCAAGCCGCGCUGAACGAGAACGUCGAGCUGGCGACACACCUCCUGGAGCUAGAGUCGCGGCUCGCGCACCAGCGCUCCGCAACACAGGGCCAGCUGCUCUCGACGCACGCGCUCGAGCGGCAGUGGCGGCAGAAGCAGAGCGACAUGGACCGCGCGCUGAGCCCGUUCGCGCCGGCGUCGCUGUAUCAGCGCCUCGGCCAGGGCGUGCAGGAGCAGGAGAUGGUGUGCCUCGCGCUCGAGGAGAGCUUCCUGGAGGGCGAGGGUGCCGACGGCGGCACGGCGACGGAGCGGGAGACGAUGGAGUGGGUGCGCCGGUAUCGCGAGGCCAAGAAGCUGUACUAUCUGCGGCAGGAGAGGAAGGAGAGGUGGGAUGAAGGGCGAGUUGGUGGCUGGAGGUGA
Molecule: messenger RNA, 738 nt
Organism: Phaeoacremonium minimum UCRPA7
Lineage: Eukaryota; Fungi; Ascomycota; Sordariomycetes; Togniniales; Togniniaceae
Exons: 2
Coding region: 1-738 (245 amino acids)
Biological process (GO): protein targeting to membrane; protein targeting to vacuole; ubiquitin-dependent protein catabolic process via the multivesicular body sorting pathway
Cellular component (GO): ESCRT I complex
Source: RefSeq, a predicted model, not a curated record